AUGAAAACCAGAUCUAAAAAACCGCCGGCGACGGUAUCUCGAAAGACAGCUUCAGAGACGAACACAGCGACAACCAAAUCACUCGAUCAGAGUGUUGAGCAGCCACCGCAGAUGUUUGUCCUGCCAAAGGAUGCGAGUCAGGCCGCUCGGAUCAUCACGGUGCCACAUCCAGCUUCCGCGACGCCGACGCGCUUCUUCGUUUGUCCUGAGCGAGGCUUCUAUGAAUUCACUCGUGUUGCGGCGCCCAAGCGAUCGUGCCGCAGUUGGCUUCUCGCGCCUCAGAGACCAGACAUCGAUAAUGCAAUUUCAGCUACGAGCAAUGAAAAUGAACCAGCACUGGAUGAAGAGCAGGACAGCGAGGAGGGGAAAGGCUACGUCUUACAAAAUCCAGACUUGUUCGUCGCGACACCAAUAGAUCCACUAUUCAUCAUACUCGUUGCUCUCGUUGGCGACGGCAAGACUAUUGGACAAGAAUACCUCGCUGCUUCCGACUACACGGCUUCCCUUGCAAAGACCUCGGCCCAUCUGCAUCAGAUGUUGCAAAGUCCCGAAGGGGAGAAUUUCAGGAGACUGUUAGAGGCCAGAGUCGAAGCAGUCUGCGAUUGCAUAGACAUGGGUGAUGAGAAGCUUUUUGCGCUUUCUCUAUCAAAGUUGUCGGAAGAGCUCGUCAAAAAGGCAAAGCGGACGGCGGCAAAGGGGCUUCCUGCUAGCAUGGAGGACAAGUUCGUUCGCCAGGCUCUGGAUGUGCCCAUGCCCAGCGUGAGGCGUGAAGAAAGUGAGAUCAGCAUGGCCUCUGUGACAAAACAGACCUCCGAGGGCAAUUCACAGGCCACCGAAACGUCUACCACAACAACAGCUAGUGCCGAGACAUUUGCAACCUCAGUGACCUCUCACCAAGCUGAAGUAGACUCUAGCAUCCCCGCACUACUACGCAUACGUGUGGCUCUACGGUUCAUACAAACUUCAUACAUUCCUACUCGACUGCAGAGUCUCAUGCAGCCACACUUACAGGAUGUGAAGUUGACAUCAAUCGACUUCGAGCCGCUAGAUGCGCGUCUCUCACAUAUUGCCAAGCUCAAACGCGAUGCCCAGGCUCUACGCUCAAUCAGUGACAAUAUUAGCCGCAAGCGAUCAACCGCUGAGGAGGACGAGGACAUCGCCAUCAAACGGCGAAAGAAGGACGAGGAAGAAGAGAAGAAGAAAAAUGUCAGCCUUGGCGUGAGGAAAUUACUCAAGGCCGACACCAGCGGGAUGAAGAAAAUGAGCGCCUUCUUCACGAAGAAGUCAUGA
This is a messenger RNA of Dissoconium aciculare CBS 342.82, 1290 nucleotides long. RefSeq lists its product as uncharacterized. The transcript has a single exon. NCBI's taxonomy places the organism in Eukaryota, Fungi, Ascomycota, Dothideomycetes, Mycosphaerellales, Dissoconiaceae. Gene Ontology annotation, biological process: RNA catabolic process; ribonucleotide metabolic process. Bases 1 to 1290 code for a protein of 429 amino acids. The record is from RefSeq and is a predicted model, not a curated record. Gene Ontology annotation, cellular component: ribonuclease H2 complex; nucleoplasm.